Messenger RNA from Monopterus albus (swamp eel), 5281 nucleotides. RefSeq names its product family with sequence similarity 135 member A (gene fam135a). Gene Ontology annotation, biological process: lipid metabolic process. The coding region runs from base 352 to 4578 and encodes 1408 amino acids. The record is from RefSeq and is a predicted model, not a curated record. The transcript has 21 exons. Lineage: Eukaryota; Metazoa; Chordata; Actinopteri; Synbranchiformes; Synbranchidae.
AUGUGCAGUAACGCACAGUUAAUUGUUCAUAAGCGUGCAGCUACAGCACCGCCUGCUGUCAGAUCUUCACAUAGUUAGCUCGAUGGUUAGCAAAUACUACUGGUAAGACAGAUGCAUGGUCAGUCUACUUUGUGUAACAUUUUAAAGGUGACCUUCUUAUAACGUUAGCUGGACUAGGAAGUGAAAUAGUCAGUAGAGCAGUGUUCUUUGUCAGCGACUCACAGCGAAAGGACGACAAGAGAACUGAAACUGGAGCUAACGUUGGUUACCUAGCUAAUGUUAGCUUGCCAACGCAAUGGCCCACAGGUGUAUCCCAGAUGAUGUAAGGCACCUCUGCCUGUAGAGACCAAGAUGACUGAAGUACAGGCAACAGUGGAGUUUUCUGUGGAGCUCCACAAGUUCUACAAUGUGGACCUGUUCCAAAGAGGGUUCUACCAAAUUCGUGCCAGUUUGAAGGUGCCAACCCGGGUUCCACACAAAGUUGAGACCAGUCUGCUUCACCCAGGAGCCUCUGAUCUGGCAUUUCCUGCUUCAGUCCAAGAUGAUGUCAUCUGCAGCAAAACUUUCCAAAUUCUGUACAAGAAUGAAGAGGUUAUGGUCAAUGAUGUCCUCCUCUUCAAAGUGAUGAUGCUGCUGGAUGAGAGGAAGGUGGACGAGUCCCUCAGUGACAUGGAUUUUCAGCUCCUCUUGGAUUUAUAUUUCACAGAUGGUGAUUACAUGCAAGAUGAUUCAAGCUCACUGCAGAAUAUCAGUGGCCGCACACUUCGUUUGCACUUUAGCCUUCAGAGAGGCAUCCACCAACACGUCAAUGUCAUGUUUGACUACUUCCACCUGUCUGUCAUCUCUGUAGCCAUCCAUGCCUCCCUAGUGGCACUACAUCAGCCCCUUAUCAGUUUUCCACGACCAGUAAAAACCACAUGGCUUAACCGCAAUGCUCCAACACAGAGCAAAGACUCUGUCAUCCCACCUCUGGAGAAUGUGGUGUUUGGCAGCAGUUACAUCAAACAAGUAUCACCUGAUGGCAGGACAUUUCUGGUAUCUGAGCACUGUCUGCAGCAUGCAUUCAGUCUGCACCAUAACCUUUGCUCCAGUCUCCUACUAGCCUACCAGGGCCUCUUUGGUUACUUCACCACUAUUACCAAGGACCUGCCUUCCUCCCAUCGUAUGGAACUAGCCAAGCCCAGCAUGCAAGUCCUAUAUGAGAGAGUACUCAGAAGACCCUAUCCCCGAAGUCAAAGGCACGUCUACAUAGAACAACUCGACUUAGAGGCCCGUCUAGCUGAUUUAUGUGACCAAGUCAAGCAAAAAGCAGAUUCCCCUGAUGAACUUGCAGAACUCGUGAAUAUGAACCUGGCUCAGCUCUGCUCUCUGCUCAUGGCUCUUUGGGGUCAGUUCCUAGAGGUGGUGUCCCUGCAGGAGCAUGUUGCUGCCCUACUAUCUAUGGAGCACCAUACACUAAGAGUAAGGCGGUUUGCUGAGGCUUUCUUUUGUCUCGAGCAUCCAAGAAAUUCUGCAUUGGCGUAUCAGGAACUACAUGCUCACAGUCACCAGCAGAUGACUAAUGCUAUAAAAAGCUCCAGCUACUUUCUGUCUUUACCUCCACUUCCUGUGGAAUGUGCAGACCUGGAUGGUGAUGUUAGCUCCUUGCCGAUCAUCUUUGAAGAUAGAUACCUGGAUUCUAUCACUGAAGUUCAUGAUGGACCCUGGCUGGGAAUGCACAGUACAAGGAGUGGCUCAGUGUCCAGUAAACCAGACAAGGCCAGCUCCAAGGACUGCAGUGCAGCAGCCAGCCCCAUACCCGAGUCUCAGUAUGCCCCGGUGGAUAACACUUGGCCAGACAACUAUGAUCCACCACCUAAAUCCAAGGGCAAGUCAGUCAAACUGAAGAAAAAUUCAAAGACUGAAAACUCCAAGAAGCUGAUAAGACAGGGCUCCAAGGACUCUGUGGUUUUGGUGGGCUAUAAGAAUCUCAAAGCUCCUUAUGCAGACACCAGCGCAAAGUACAAGGAAGGGGAAGCUCCCCUAAACCAAGAAGAACGAGAUCAGGGGGACUCUAGUGGUUUUUUAAGGACUAAUGCCAGUUCGGCUUUUGACUCUGGUGCCACAUCAACAGUAUCUGAAAACAGUGCUGUUAAUUCUGUUGCGGAUGACAGUGUAGCUACUGCUGCUUGUCAUAAAGAUUUCUUUAAAAAUCCUACAAACUUGGAUGUACAGAAUAAUCCUCAGGCAGGUACUGCGGCUAUCACUUCACACAACCAACCACUUCACAAAGAUGGGCAAGCUGACCACAGUGUCCAAAAGCUCCCACAAUGGUCUGCUGGGCUGAAGCAAAUUGAGGUGAAGCCAAGUAACAAGGACCCAUACCAAGGGGAUAAAGUAACAGUUCUUCUACCAUGUCGGAGUGAUGGAGCACCAAGUAGUAAUAUUCCUGAAAUAACCCAGACAAACCUCUGUGACUCACCGCUGUCUGUGAUGGACUGUGCAUUUGAAAGGCCAGGUAAAGAGACAGCACAGCGUAGCCAGUCCUGUCUGGUCUCAGUUCAUGUAAAGAGCGAUUGUGUCAGACUCCCAGAUGGAGGAGCCCCCAGUGCUUCGUCUCGCCUCUCAGACUCAGGCAUUGAGAGUGAACCCAGCUCCUUUGCCACUCAAGUUGUUCCAGGACUGCAAACUUGUGCUGGGCUGGGUGUUGCUGAAUCAGGUGUUGCUGCCCCACAGCCUGAGAGGCCCCUCCUGGGUCCUGCACCAUGGCCUGUUCAACAAAGUACUGCACAGAAGCUCGCUGGGGCAGGAGAAAAUCUUUACCCAGAAAAUUCCAGUGGUGUCAGUGGAGUCCAGUCGUCUCUCACAUCUAUCAACUCUUUGCCCUCAGAUGACGAGGCCGAAGGUUCCUCUAGGAGUUCCAGCGGAGCUGAAGUCCGAGGCAGGAAGUCCAGUGUGUUGGUGCAGGAGCAGAGUGUAGUCUUCUCUGGGGAUAUCAGACUUGUAUAUGAUGUGGCCUGCACCCCUAACACUGGUGCAAGUGAUUCCCAACUUAUUAAACCUGCCUUUGACUUGGAAAUAGACCCCAAAUUAAUAGGCAUUUCUGAAUUCAGACUAGAGGGAGCUGCUGGCUCUGGGACUGGUAAAGAACCCCGUAGUGAACCCCGUAGUGAACCCCAUACUGCCUGCCCCUCCAGUAAUUCUGGCACCAGUAGCACUGACCUGGUAAAACGUGGGUUGGUAGAGAACUACUUUGGCUCAUGCUCCAGCACAGAUGUUUCUGAGAUCAGUCCUGUAGAAACAUCUGCUAUCACACUGGGAAUCCAGACAGGACCCCAGGCUGAGGAGGAUGAGGGCGAGACGGAGCAUGAGAUGAUCGAGAACGGUUACUACGAGGAAGGUGAUGGCUAUGCUUUUGUGAAUGGUGUUGUUGAUGAAGAGCGAACAGAGGCUGGGGACACAGCUGCUCAAGAGACACAUCUUCUGUUUGGACAGCUUAGCAUCAGCUACCUCCAUGAAACAAAGGAUUUAUCAAAAGCUCCUCUCUGCUCCAACCGAGCCUCCAGCAGCAUUGGAUAUAGCUUUGGAAGACUUCCUUGUCCCUCCACCUCGCUUUCCUCUAGCCUGCGGUGGUAUGAAUAUGCACCCACACCACAGAUGAAAGCAUUCAUCAAAGCCAAGGAAGAAAUGAAGCAUUUAAGGCUACCUGGCAUCUUGUACAGUGAGGUACCUGAGCUGGCAUCCAGCGUACCCUAUUUCAGCUUGGAGGAAGAUGAAAACUGUGAAGAAGGCAUCCAUCUCAUAGUCUGUGUUCAUGGACUAGAUGGUAAUAGUGCAGAUCUAAGACUGGUGAAGACUUACCUGGAGCUUGGACUGCCUGGUGCUCGUAUAGAUUUCCUGAUGUCUGAGAGGAACCAGAAUGACACCUUUGCUGACUUCGAGUCAAUGACGGACCGACUGCUGGAUGAAAUAGUCCAGUAUAUUCAGAUAUACAACCUCACAGUGUCAAAGAUCAGCUUUGUGGGUCAUUCAUUGGGGAACCUUAUAGUCCGCUCAGUGCUAACCAGGCCAAGGUUUAAAUGUUACUUGAGCAGGCUUCACACCUUUCUUUCCCUCUCUGGACCUCACUUGGGCACACUGUACAACAGCUCUGCUUUGGUCAACACAGGCCUUUGGUUCAUGCAAAAAUGGAAAAAGUCAGGGUCGCUCCUGCAGCUUACGUGUCGUGAUCACUCUGAUCCUCGCCAGAGUUUCCUCUACAAGCUUAGCAAGAAAUCGGGUCUUCAGUUUUUCAAGAAUGUGGUGCUGGUGGGGUCACUGCAGGACCGCUAUGUCCCCUACCAUUCUGCUCGAAUAGAAAUGUGCAAAACUGCAUCAAAGGACAAGCAGACAGGUCCUGUGUAUGCUGAGAUGAUUGAGAACCUGCUGCUGCCAGUACUUCAGAACAAAGACUGUAAUCUAGUGCGAUAUGAUGUCAUUCAUGCCCUGCCCAACACAGCCAACUCUCUUAUCGGCCGGGCCGCCCACAUUGCCGUCCUUGAUUCUGAGAUCUUCCUGGAGAAGUUCUUCCUUGUUGCAGGCCUCAGGUUCUUUCAGUAGAACUGUGGCAGAAUCAAACACAUGACUGGAUGAGAGAAAUGUGGAGCUAAUACCUCACAUCUAAACUUUAUUCUACUUAUGCUAUCUAGAUUAUCACUUGGUUUUUAAAUAUAUAUACUUUUCAGAGACAUGGUCAAAAUCACAAUUUCUUUAAUGUUUAUUUUAGAAUUACAGUGCAUAUGGAUUUCCUCAUUUUUAUUUUUCUACUGCAAUGUUUUAAACAUAGUUUCAAUUUUUAGUGUUUGGGGAAUGAUUUCUCCCAUCAUAUGCUAUAUUCUCAGUGUUAUUUAUGUGUUAGAGAUUUACUUUCUCCAAGUUAUUCAGUUAAUUUUAGAUGCUGAAAUGGAAAUGUAGCUGCUACACAAAUGAAAUGGUUGUAUUGGUGAGCUGGCCCAAGUGAAGCCUGCGUGUACUGUCCUCACCAUUGCAAAUGUGUUUCCACCAGUUUUAAGAGAGACUGCAUUGAUUUGCACCACAACUACAUUUUACAAGCUUUUGUACUGAAAAUGGUCAUUUGUACAAGUUACUUUUUUAUCAAAAAGUUUUUGUUAUUUUUAAAGGCAAAGAUUGCAUUUGAAAUAGGACUGUAGCUCAGAUUUGCAUCCUUGGCUUUGGUCUUAACAUUUUAUGCUGUUCCUCGCCAUUGCAGGAUUCUACUCAUUACCCAGCCUGGUGUUGGGAGAAUAAAGCUUUGCCUACAACA